Molecule: messenger RNA, 888 nt
Organism: Caenorhabditis briggsae
Lineage: Eukaryota; Metazoa; Nematoda; Chromadorea; Rhabditida; Rhabditidae
Exons: 5
Coding region: 1-888 (295 amino acids)
Source: RefSeq, a predicted model, not a curated record
AUGGAUCCAGAAAUGGAAAUGGAGAUUGCAGAAGAAACGAUGGAUAAUCCAGAGGAAGCAAUGGAGGUUCCAAUGGAAACAACAGAAGUUGGGAUGGAGGUUCCAGAAGAAAAAUUGGAAGAAAAAAUAGAGGAAAAAAUUGAAAAAGAGAUUCACAAACAGACAGCACCACCAGUCAAAGCCAAGAAGACAUGGAGCCGUAAAAGGAUCGCCAUUGAUGCAGACUGUCCAAUCGACAAAAAAACAAUGAGGGAUAAGAUUCAGGAGGCCAGAGCUGCUCAAUUACAAGAAGAACUUGAUAAAUACAAAAAGAAAAGGGAAGAAGAGUUGCUCGCCGAGGAGAAGAGGAAAGAACUGUUGGCGAAUCUUGCAGAAGGAAAAGUUGAAGAUCAGGAAUUCAAACAGAGGAAGGGGAGGGCCACCAAAGCGCCGAUUCCGACAGAGAUGAGCACUGACCCGGCAAUCGCACGUCUUCAAUGCAAAAAAUGUUUUGCAUGUUUUAAAUCAAAAGACAAACUUAGACGCCAUAAAAGAUCCCACCAACAGAAUGCGGAGGUCGAAUGCAACUUAUGUGGUGCCCAAAUAAAAUACCGCUACAAUCUUCGCCAGCAUCUUGAGAAAUGCGUUCAGAAGCAAGUGUUGCAAGAUGAGUUACCGCUUCUCGAGGCAAAUUAUCCGGACUUUGUGGCUAAGAUGAAUGCAGCCAUGGAGGACCCAGGAUUGGAUUUGCCGCCAAUUCCAUCAUGCUUCAAGAUGGACAAGCAUGGAUUUGUCACUGGAUGGGAUCCAAAUCUGAAGGUGGAUCUGGCCGCAGUGAUUCCGAAUUAUAAUAAGAACUACAAGCCGAGGAUCGUCAUGGAGGACUCUUCCGACUCUGAGGACGAAUAG